Molecule: messenger RNA, 1218 nt
Organism: Triticum turgidum subsp. durum (durum wheat)
Lineage: Eukaryota; Viridiplantae; Streptophyta; Magnoliopsida; Poales; Poaceae
Source: the annotation of a GenBank genome assembly
AUGCUAUUUAGCCAUGCCCUUUCCCAGGACCAAACUCUGCCACUUUGUUCGGUUCUGCCCCCCUUUUGCUCGCCUUACCCCUUGGUUCCACCCUUCUUCACUCCCCUCCUCACUUGCACCAACACUAAUAAGCACUCUCACUUCCCUGUGACCUCUCUCCAUUCUCCUCACUCCACAGCCAUGGCGUCUGCUGAAGAAGGCGCACAGCCGCUCAUGUAUCAGACUGUGGCUCUGAAGGUCAGCAUCCACUGUGAGGGCUGCAAGAAGAAGGUCAAGAAGGUGCUACAGACCAUAGAAGGUGUGUACAAGACGGACAUAGACACCCAGCAGCACAAGGUAGUGGUCGUUGGCAAUGUCUCCGUCGACGCGCUCGUCAAGAAGCUCAUCAAGACCGGCAAGCACGCCGAGCCGUGGCCGGAGCCCCUUCCUCCCCCCUCUGACGCUAACCCGCCUGCCAGCGGAGGCGGCGGUGAUGGUGGCGGUGGCGGCAAGAAGAAGAAGAAAAAGAAGAACAAAAACAAGACCGCCGAGCCGGCGGCGCCGGGUGCCCCGACGGCGGAAGGCGCUGGAGGCUCUGUUCCCCCGAAGAAUCACGACCACACGGGCACGUGCGAUGAGGCGUCCGACCACGAGCAGCCUCAUCAGGUUGAAGGCGGCGGUGGUGGAGGCGGCGACCCACCGAAGAACCCGGGUGCCGGAGAUCCGCACGACGGACGGGCCGGCAUGGUCGCCCCUUUCGCCAUGACGCCGCAAGGCAUGCAGCCUAUGGCACCCAGCGCCAAUGCCUCCGGUGGCGGCGGUGGCGGCAAGAAGAAAAAGAAGGGCAAGGGAGGCAAUAACGGCAAUGCCAAUGCCAACGGCGGAGACGGUGCAACAGCGCAGAUGAGCCCACACGACGCGCCCGCGAAUCCCGCCAUAGGAAACGCCGGUCAGAACGCCCCCGCCGUCGUCGACGCCGGGGCCUACCCGCCCGCCACCGCGAUGAGCUACCCGGGCUACUACGGCAGCGGCGCCGGUGCAGGGCACAUGCCGCCACCGUACGCCAUGAGCUACAGCACCUCGCACCCGCACCGGAGCAGCGCGUACUACCACCCCAUGGCCGGCGCGGCCUACACGGGCGGCGCGGGGUACUACUACUCAACGGCACCGGUGUCGGCGGCGCCGGGGUCGUAUUACAUGUUCAGCGAGGAGAAUGCCAACGCAUGCAGCGUUAUGUGA